CAGGUGACAGGAAGCACUUGAAGGUGAUCAUAACAGUGCCGGUUUCGCUAACAGUAUUUAUGUCUGGUGGCUCAUGUGCUAUCUAAUCUGGAGAAAGCUCAAACAAAAGGGAGAGGAAGAUUCAAGUGAGGACUUAUUAUUAUUUGAUUUUAGUGCUAGUGCUAAUGCAGCUGCUGAGACAAACAUUGGAAAUAAUCUAUCGAGAACUGGGAAGAAGGAUGUUGAGUUGCCAUUGUUUAGCUUUGCGAGUGUCUCUACCGCAACGGGUAACUUCUCCAUAGCAAAUAAGCUCGGAGAGGGAGGUUUUGGACCUGUUUACAAGGGUAAAUUAGUCAAGGGACAAGAAAUAGCUGUGAAAAGGCUUUCGGGAAGAUCUGGACAAGGGCUCCAGGAGUUCAAAAAUGAGACAAUAUUGAUAGCCAAACUCCAGCAUCAGAAUCUUGUUAAACUCUUGGGUUGCUGCAUUGAGCCAGAUGAAAGCAUAUUAAUCUACGAAUAUAUGCCCAAUAAAAGUUUGGAUUUCUUCCUAUUUGAUCCAAACCAACAAGGAAUAUUAGAUUGGACGACACGCAUUCGCAUCAUUGAAGGGAUUGCUCAAGGACUUCUUUACCUACAUCAAUAUUCAAGGCUUCGAAUAAUUCAUAGAGAUCUAAAGGCCAGUAAUAUUUUGUUAGAUAGUGAAAUGAAACUCAAAAUAUCAGAUUUUGGCAUGGCAACAAUUUUUGGUGUUAAUGAAUCACAAACAAGCACAAACCGUAUUGUUGGAACUUAUGGGUAUAUGUCUCCUGAAUAUGCAAUGCAAGAUCUUUUCUCCAUAAAAUCUGAUGUGUUUAGCUUCGGAGUAUUGUUGCUUGAGAUUGUGAGUGGGAAGAAAAAUACUAUUUUUCAUCACAAUGACUCUCUUCACCUCCUUGGAUAUGCAUGGGAGUUGCAUAGUGCUGAUAGAGGGAUGGAGUUGAUGGACCCAAUAUUGGGUAAUGCUGCCUCUGCUACUACAUUCUUGAGAUAUAUUAACAUAGGUCUUCUAUGUGUCCAAGGAAAUGCUCAAGACCGACCUACCAUAUCUGACGUUGUCUCAAUGCUUAGCAAUGAAUAUUCAGUUCUACCACUAACCAAGGAACCUGCAUUUUUUACUUGCCGAAGUGUGAUGAACACAAAUCCGUCACUUAGUAAUGUUGAAAACUGUUCAGUAAAUAAUGUAACACUUUCAAUUAUUGAGGCCAGAUGACAAUCUCAUAUCAUAUUCUAAGACAUUUUUUUUUUUUU
Messenger RNA from Cornus florida, 1266 nucleotides. RefSeq names its product G-type lectin S-receptor-like serine/threonine-protein kinase CES101. Gene Ontology annotation, biological process: protein phosphorylation. The transcript has 6 exons. Gene Ontology annotation, molecular function: protein serine/threonine kinase activity; ATP binding. Bases 74 to 1228 code for a protein of 384 amino acids. The record is from RefSeq and is a predicted model, not a curated record. Lineage: Eukaryota; Viridiplantae; Streptophyta; Magnoliopsida; Cornales; Cornaceae.